AUGUCAGACAAGGUUUUCACGGUCGGAUUAAUAACAGCCUGGUACUCAUCGAACAUCGGAGUCUUGUUGUUGAACAAGUUUUUGCUGAGCAAUUACGGGUUCAAGUACCCGAUCUUCUUGACCCUUUGCCACAUGCUGGCUUGCACUCUCCUGAGCUACGUAGCCAUUUCAUGGAUCAAGGUGGUGCCCAUGCAGAGCAUCAAGUCACGUGUCCAGUUCCUCAAGAUAUCUUCCCUCGGUUUCAUCUUCUGUUUGUCCGUCGUUGGCGGGAACAUCUCGCUCCGGUAUCUCGCCGUCUCGUUUAACCAGGCUGUUGGCGCCACGACGCCGUUUUUCACCGCGGUAUUCGCGUAUCUUAUGACCCUCAAGAAAGAGGGCUGGCUCACCUAUGUUACUCUCAUACCGGUUGUCACCGGUGUUGUUAUUGCCAGUGGGGGAGAACCAAGUUUUCAUGUCUUUGGAUUCAUAAUGUGUGUUGGUGCUACAGCAGCAAGGGCACUCAAGUCAGUGCUCCAAGGGAUAUUGCUGUCUUCUGAAGGGGAAAAGCUUAAUUCUAUGAACCUCCUCAUGUACAUGGGUCCUGUAGCUGUUGCAUUCCUUCUACCUGCAGCACUUUAUAUGGAAGAGGAUGUGGUUGGGAUCACAAUUGCACUUGCAAGAGAUGAUGUGUCCAUCGUAUGGUAUCUAGUAUUCAAUUCUGCUCUCGCAUAUUUUGUCAAUUUGACCAAUUUCUUGGUAACAAAACACACCAGUGCCUUGACCCUCCAGGUGUUGGGAAAUGCAAAAGGAGCUGUUGCUGUGGUGGUGUCAAUUUUGAUAUUUAGAAAUCCUGUAUCAGUGACUGGGAUGCUUGGUUAUUCUCUCACAGUAACAGGAGUCAUUCUCUACAGCGAAGCCAAGAAACGAAGUAGAUGA
This is a messenger RNA of Prunus armeniaca (apricot), 915 nucleotides long. NCBI's taxonomy places the organism in Eukaryota, Viridiplantae, Streptophyta, Magnoliopsida, Rosales, Rosaceae. The record is from the annotation of a GenBank genome assembly.